This is a messenger RNA of Bactrocera oleae (olive fruit fly), 960 nucleotides long. RefSeq lists its product as uncharacterized. The record is from RefSeq and is a predicted model, not a curated record. Lineage: Eukaryota; Metazoa; Arthropoda; Insecta; Diptera; Tephritidae.
CGUGUAUGCUUCUAGUAAGAAACUUAUUUCAAGACAAUUUAGAAUUCAAUUUGUUUUUAGCAGUAAAAAUGUUCAAAGUGUUUAUCAUGCUUUUCAUUUGCGCGCUGGUUAAUGCAGCACCCGAUAACUUAGCGCUCCUACCGUCAGCUCCAUUGACAGCCGCGCUGCCGCUCUACAAGUCCGCGUUUGUUGCUGAGCCCACACACGUUGAAGUGCACGAACCCGCCUUGGCUAAAGUGGGCGAAAUGGUCGAGAGUGUACCCACUGCUGUUUCGCAUCAGAGUUCAACCGUUGUGCAUAGCAAAGCUCAGCGCAUUACACCGUUAAUGACACCCGCCAUCCGCUCAUAUGCCACACCUGCCUUUCGAACUUUUGCAGCUGCAGCACCAUUCCUGCAACACGUACCGCUCCUGCGCACAUUACCAUUCGGUUUCGGUCCAGCUGCCGCUUUUGUUCACGCCAACGCUCCGGUACAAGUGCGUUCGUUCACUUCGGCUGCUCCAUUACAGGCACCAGUCUAUCGCUCCUAUGGAUUUACCACUUAUGGCCAGCCGCUGGUCUAUACCUCUGCCGAAUUUAAGAAAUAAAUGGGGAACAAAUCCGACGAGCGGCUUAUUGAGGAAUAUUUUGAAAACAGAUUUUAAUUGAUAAAUUCGGAAUUCUGUAAAUAAAAUGCAUACAAAUGUCAUAUAAAUUAUCUCUGCAAGUGCUUUCUCUUCGUUAUGCUUUCAGCUCUGUACAUCUUGGUUGCUAUUUUUGUCCUGUGGCAUAAUUAACUUCUCGUAAUCGCAUAAAUCUCCACAGAAAAUAUACUUGUAUCAAGUGAGGGAGAUGGCUUGCUUUUGCAGUGGGUUUUGUGAAAUUUAGGCCAUUCUUCUCGACAUUUUCUAUAUAUAUAUCCCGAAGGACGCUGUUCUGCACACUAACGGAAUCUUUCUGCUAUAAAAUUUGAUUAAACAC